CCGGCGCGCCCCGUCCGGGAUGGGGUGCCUGGACGCCUGAGUCGCCGCUCGGCGCGACCUCCGCGCGGGGGAAGGAGCCGGUGCCGCGCGGCCGCGCUAGGAUGGAGGUGCCCGGCGGCAGCGAUCCCAGCGGCGACGGGGCUGGGGACGGUGCCCACCUGGACCCCCGGGCACCCGGCGCCGCUGCGCCCAUCUCCGGCCAGUGCGCGGCCGCCCGGGAGUCGGAGCGCCAGCUGCGCCUCCGCCUUUGCGUCCUCAACGAGAUCUUGGGCACCGAGAGGGACUACGUGGGCACCUUGCGCUUCUUGCAGUCGGCAUUCCUGCAUCGCAUCCGGCAGAACACGGCGGACUCGGUGGAGAAGGGCCUGACGGAGGAGAACGUCAAGAUCCUGUUCUCAAACAUUGAAGACAUCCUGGAAGUUCAUAAGGAUUUCUUGGCUGCCUUGGAGUUUUGUUUACAUCCGGAGCCUCAGUCUCAGCAUGAACUUGGGAAUGUUUUCUUAAAAUUCAAGGACAAGUUCUGCGUUUAUGAAGAAUAUUGCAGCAACCACGAGAAGGCCCUGCGUCUGCUUGUGGAGCUGAACAAGAUCCCCACCGUGCGGGCCUUCCUUUUGAGCUGCAUGCUCCUGGGAGGCCGGAAGACCACGGACAUCCCUCUGGAGGGCUACCUGUUAUCUCCUAUUCAGAGGAUCUGCAAGUACCCCCUCCUCCUCAAGGAACUCGCCAAGAGGACCCCCGGCAAGCACCCCGACCACCCCGCGGUCCAGAGCGCCCUGCAGGCCAUGAAGACCGUCUGUUCCAACAUCAAUGAGACUAAGAGGCAGAUGGAGAAGCUGGAGGCCCUGGAGCAGCUGCAGUCGCACAUCGAAGGCUGGGAGGGCUCCAACCUCACGGACAUCUGCACCCAGCUCCUCCUGCAAGGGACUUUGUUAAAAAUCUCCGCGGGCAAUAUCCAGGAGAGAGCCUUCUUCCUCUUUGACAACCUCCUUGUCUAUUGCAAGCGGAAAUCCAGGGUCACUGGGAGCAAGAAAUCCACCAAGAGGACCAAAUCCAUCAACGGCUCCCUGUAUAUCUUCCGGGGUCGAAUCAACACUGAAGUCAUGGAGGUGGAGAACGUGGAGGAUGGGACAGCGGAUUAUCACAGCAACGGCUACACCGUCACCAACGGCUGGAAGAUCCACAACACGGCCAAGAACAAGUGGUUUGUCUGCAUGGCCAAGACAGCGGAGGAGAAGCAGAAGUGGCUGGAUGCCAUUAUCCGUGAGCGGGAGCAGCGCGAGAGCCUGAAGCUGGGCAUGGAAAGGGAUGCCUACGUCAUGAUCGCGGAGAAGGGGGAGAAGCUUUACCACAUGAUGAUGAACAAGAAGGUGAACCUGAUCAAGGACCGUCGAAGAAAGCUGAGCACCGUCCCCAAGUGCUUCCUUGGCAAUGAGUUUGUUGCCUGGCUCCUGGAAAUUGGCGAAAUCAGCAAGACGGAAGAAGGCGUGAACCUGGGCCAAGCCUUGUUGGAGAAUGGUAUUAUCCACCAUGUCUCUGACAAGCACCAGUUCAAGAACGAGCAGGUGAUGUACCGCUUCCGCUACGACGACGGCACCUACAAGGCCCGGAGUGAACUGGAGGACAUCAUGUCCAAGGGUGUGAGGCUUUACUGCCGUCUUCACAGCCUCUACACUCCUGUGAUCAAGGACCGCGAUUACCACCUGAAGACGUACAAGUCAGUGCUGCCCGGGAGCAAGCUGGUGGACUGGCUGCUGGCCCAGGGCGAUUGCCAGACACGCGAGGAGGCGGUGGCGCUUGGUGUGGGCCUGUGUAACAAUGGCUUCAUGCACCACGUGCUGGAGAAGAGCGAGUUCAAGGAUGAGUCCCAGUACUUCCGUUUCCACGCAGACGAGGAGAUGGAGGGAACCAUCAGCAAGAACAAACAGCUUCGCAGCGACUUCAAGCUGGUGGAGAACAUUCUGGCCAAGCGCCUGCUGAUCCUGCCCCAGGAGGACGACUAUGGCUUCGACAUCGAGGAGAAGAACAAGGCCGUGGUGGUGAAGUCGGUCCAGAGCGGCUCGCUGGCGGAGAUGGCCGGCCUGCAGGUGGGGAGGAAGAUCUACUCGGUCAACGAGGACCUGGUGCUCCUGCGGCCGUUCGCAGAGGUGGAGUCCAGCCUCAGCCAGGCCUUCUGCUCCCGCCGCCCGCUGCGCCUCCUGGUAGCCACCAAGGCCAAAGAGAUCAUCAAAGUCCCCGAUCGUCCAGAGGCUCUGUGCUUCCAGGUCCGUGGAGCUGCCCCGCCGUACGUCUAUGCUGUGGGGAGAGGCUCUGAGGCUGCGGCCGCAGGCCUCUGUGCUGGCCAGUGCAUCCUGAAGGUCAACGGCAACAACGUGAUGAACGAUGGAGCCCCAGAGGUCCUGGAGCACUUCCAGGCUUUCCGGAGCCGCCGAGAAGAGGCCCUGGGCCUGUACCAGUGGGUCUACCACACCCACGAGGAUGCCCAGGAGGCCCGGGAGGCCCCCAGCGAGGACCCUAGUGGCGAGGGGGCCCGAGAGGAAGACCAGUCCAACUCAGCCUUCCCCCUGCUGUCCCUGGGUCCCCAGCUGAGCCUGCACGAGGAUAGCGCUGUGGUCAGCCUGACGGUGGACAACGUGCACCUGGAGCAUGGCGUGGUGUACGAGUACGUGAGCACAGCAGGCAUCAAGUGCCACGUGCUGGAGAAGAUCGUGGAGCCCCGUGGCUGCUUCGGCCUCACUGCCAAGAUCCUUGAGGCCUUUGCCACCGAUGACAGUGUCUUUGUGCAGAACUGUGGGCGGCUUAUGGCCCUGAGCAACAACAUAAGGACCAUGUCCCACUAUGAGUUCCGCAACAUCUGUGACACCAAGCUGGAGAGCAUCAGCCAGAGGAUCGCCUUAUACCAGGAGUUUGCAGCUCAGCUAAAGAGCAGGGUCAGCCCGCCCUUCAAACAAGCACCCCUGGAACCCCAUCCGCUGUGUGGCCUGGACUUUUGCCCCACCAAUUGCCACGUCAACCUCAUGGAAGUGUCCUACCCCAAGACUACUCCCUCGGUUGGCAGGUCCUUCAGCAUCCGCUUUGGUCGCAAACCCUCCCUCAUCGGCCUUGACCCAGAGCAAGGUCACCUGAACCCCAUGUCCUACACCCAACACUGCAUCACCACCAUGGCUGCCCCAUCCUGGAAGUGCCUACCUGCUGUGGAUGGGGACCCCCAAAGCCAGGGUCCCAACGACAGCAGCUUUGGGUCAGCCAAUGGAACCCUUGGCCAGGAGGACCGGGGUUUGAGCUUCCUACUCAAGCAGGAAGACCGUGAGAUCCAGGAUGCCUACCUGCAGCUCUUUACCAGACUGGAUGUGGCCCUGAAGGAGAUGAAGCAAUAUGUUACCCAGAUCAACAGGCUGCUGUCCACCAUCACGGAGCCCACCUCGGGUGGGUCCUGCGAUCCGCCCUUGGCCGAGGAGGCCUCAUCCCCCCAACUGGUCAGCGAAGAGAGCGAGAUGGACAGGACCGACCACGGGGGCAGCAAGAAAGUGUGCUUCAAGGUGUCUGAGGAGGAUCAGGAGGACUCGGGUCAUGACACCAUGAGCUACCGGGACUCCUACAGUGAGUGUAACAGCAAUCGCGACUCCGUCCUGUCCUCCACCAGCGUGAGAAGUAACAGCUCCUACCUGGGCAGCGACGAGAUGGGGUCUGGGGACGAGCUGCCCUGUGACAUGAGGAUCCCGUCAGACAAGCAGGACAAGCUUCAUGGCUGCCUGGAGCACCUCUUUAACCAGGUGGACUCCAUCCAUGCACUCCUCAAGGGGCCAGUCAUGAGCAGAGCUUUUGAAGAGACCAGGCAUUUCCCCAUGGACCACAGCUUACAAGAGUUCAAACAGAAAGAGGAGUGUACAAUUCGUGGCCGGAGCUUGAUCCAGAUCAGCAUCCAGGAGGACCCCUGGAACCUCCCCAAUUCCAUCAAGACCCUGGUGGACAACAUUCAGAGAUACGUGGAAGAUGGAAAGAACCAGCUGCUCCUGGCCUUGCUGAAAUGCACAGACACGGAGCUGCAGCUGCGGAGGGACAGCAUCUUCUGCCAGGCGCUGGUGGCCGCCGUGUGCACCUUCUCCGAGCAGCUGCUGGCGGCCCUGAGCUACCGCUACAACAACAACGGCGAGUACGAGGAGAGCAGCCGGGACGCCAGCCGCAAGUGGCUGGAGCAGGUGGCGGCCACUGGCGUCCUCCUGCACUGCCAGUCUCUGCUGUCGCCGGCCGCGAAGGAGGAACGGACCAUGUUGGAGGACAUCUGGGUGACCCUGUCAGAGCUGGACAACGUCACCUUCUCCUUCAAGCAGCUGGACGAGGACUACGUGGCCAACACCAACGUCUUCUACCACAUCGAGGGCAGCCGGCAGGCACUGAAGGUCAUCUUCUACCUGGAUAGCUGUCACUUCUCCAAGCUGCCCUCCCGCCUGGAGAGCGGGGCCAGCCUAAGGCUGCACACCGUGCUCUUCACGAAAGCUCUGGAGAACAUGGAGGCGCCGCCUCCUCCAGGCAGCCAGACGGUGGAAGAUUUGCAGCAGGAGAUCAAUGCCCAGUCCCUGGAGAAGGUUCAGCAGUAUUACCGCAAACUCAGGGCAUUUUACCUGGAACGGUCUAACCUGCCCACGGACGCCAGCACCACAGCGGUGAAGAUAGACCAGCUGAUCCGCCCCAUCAACGCCCUGGACGAGCUCUGCCGCCUCAUGAAGUCCUUCGUCUACCCCAAGCCUGGUGCCGCUGGGAGCUUGGGCGCCGGCCUCAUCCCCAUCUCCUCCGAGCUCUGCUACCGCCUGGGGGCCUGCCAGAUCACCAUGUGCGGCACGGGCAUGCAGAGGAGCACCCUGAGCCUCUCCCUGGAGCAGGCGGCCAUCCUGGCGCGGAGCCACGGGCUGCUGCCCAAGUGCAUCAUGCAGGCCACGGACAUCAUGCGGAAGCAGGGCCCCAGGGUGGAGAUUCUGGCCAAAAACCUCCGAGUCAAGGACCAGAUGCCCCUGGGUGCACCGCGGCUCUACCGCCUCUGCCAGCCGCCGGUGGAUGGAGACCUCUAGACACUGAGGUGCCUCGUGCUUGGCUGCGUCCUCUGGAGCUGGGAUUUGGGAGGACACAGGGGGCCGUGUGGCCUUCUCCAGAGUUGGCCCGAGACCUCCUCUCCCGCCUGCUUCAAGAUCUGUCCGGCCUCCUCCAUCACCUUCUGGGAGGAUAAGCAGUGCCCCCACUCUUGGAUGAGCUGGUGGAUCGGCCCUGGGCUGGCAUGUUCUUCACACUUCUGCCAGAAGCCUGAGGGGUGCUGGGGACCCACAGAACUGAUGGGUGCAGCCAGGGCCUGGGCUCCGGCCUGCAAGUCCGCAGAACACAGGGGAGAAGUCACGGGCACUGCAGCUGGAGGCCCGCGGCCCCAGCUCCCUCGGGAUGGCUCAACCUGCACUUUGGAAACUUCUGGUUUCCUUCUAUGUCCACAUUCCAGGCGACCACAUGUGUCUGCUCCUCUUCCUCACCUUAGCUUCCAGAUUCCCCCCUAACCCUGCACUAAUCUGCCCAAUGGACUCGGAAAAGCCGGGCCUCUGCCGGUAAAGACAGAGGGACAGGGCACAACGCCUGUUACCAAGAGGACGGUCGAAAGCCACACCGGCUUCCGCCAUCAGCGCCAUUGGAACUGGAGCCAUCAGCCCUGGGCACGAGAUUUGCUCUGACUUUAUUUAUAUGGCGUGAACUCUCUAUGGUUUAUUUUGGGGUUUUUAUGUUGUCGGUAUCGUUGAGAUUUUUUUCCCCCCAGGUUGCGUGAUUAUAUAUUUGACAUUUUAAAUGUCAAAGAAAGCUAUAUUGUCUAACAGGGGACCAGCAUAAGGUAGUAUUGACAACUUUUCCCAGUUCUACUAAAAAAAAAAAAAAAAAAAAAAAAAAAAGAAAAACUAAAUUAUUGAAAAUUCAAAAGAUGUCGGUAUUUCAUCUUUUUAAUAUUAGGGUCUUAAGAUAUGGCUUACAGGUAUCGACUAGGGUUCCUUUUCCCACCCACCCUCGGCUCUCCAGCAGUUGGUCUGUAUCAGUGUGAAUUACUUUGUUCUUUGAACGACUGGCUACAAGGGUUUGAGAGGUGGCUGGGCCAGGCCUGGGGGCUGGAGGGGGUUGAACCAUCCAUUGGAGAGGCAGUCCCACACUGGUGUCUGCCCUCUGCAGGUAGAAGGGCCGCCGGGAAACACUGAGUGGUACCUUCUGUAAUUUAUUUUUUGAUGUUAACUCAGAGCAGGGCAUUUGGGACUUCUCAGCCAGCUAGAGAGACAGGAAGCUACCCUUCCCACCUGGGCACAGGGACCCCACACAGGAUCCCCCCUCUGGCCCCCAGCAGUUUGUCCCCUCUAGGUUCUGUUGCCAGCAGGGAAAUGUCACAGCUGGGACAGAAGGGAGGAGUCUUUCCAGCCUUGGCUGAUGGGUGAAAUCAGGUGUGGGUUUCCCACUGCCCUGGAGGCUUGAAGACCCAUCAGCAUCUUGGUCCCCUGCACCCCCAGGGGCCGCCUUCCCUCUCUUGCCACCCUGCACCAGAUUGCAAGAGGUGGGCUUGUGGCAGGACAGAGGUGGCACAGAUACAAACGAGGACCCUGUGGCAGAAGCAGAGAGGGGCCCCCGAGGGCAAGGGCGUCGUGCACUGGUUUACUUUGAAAUGUACAGAUCUUCUCAUUCAAUUCAUGAUAGAUUUUUUAUUAUUAUUAUUAAAAGUCGGUUUAUAAUACAAAGA
Eubalaena glacialis (North Atlantic right whale) is the source of this 6745-nucleotide messenger RNA. RefSeq names its product phosphatidylinositol-3,4,5-trisphosphate dependent Rac exchange factor 1 (gene PREX1). NCBI's taxonomy places the organism in Eukaryota, Metazoa, Chordata, Mammalia, Artiodactyla, Balaenidae. The record is from RefSeq and is a predicted model, not a curated record. Gene Ontology annotation, biological process: intracellular signal transduction. Bases 102 to 5063 code for a protein of 1653 amino acids. The transcript is spliced from 40 exons. Gene Ontology annotation, molecular function: guanyl-nucleotide exchange factor activity; protein binding.